Messenger RNA from Pseudogymnoascus destructans, 993 nucleotides. RefSeq lists its product as uncharacterized. The transcript has a single exon. Bases 250 to 573 code for a protein of 107 amino acids. The record is from RefSeq and is a predicted model, not a curated record. Lineage: Eukaryota; Fungi; Ascomycota; Leotiomycetes; Thelebolales; Thelebolaceae.
AGUUGAUAUUAACUUUCGACAUCGGGGGAUUACUCUCGGAAUCGAUUCUUACAACUAUAGCAGGAUCCAAGCAUGCGGCAUCAAAAUUUAAAGUUCUCCUCAGGCUGCAUUCAGCCUCUGUGAGCGUAUCAGAUAUUGUACUUCGAGCUGCGUCUGAGACUCCCCCAUGGAUCAGGUGCACUGCAAUGGCUGGUCUGGUUCUCAGAACCCAGAAAGCCGAACCAUACGCCUGUUUUGCCGUAUGACGCAAUGGUAUGGUAUCUUAAUCGAGAUCCAUCACCUACCAUUACGCAGAAGAUGCUUGUGGCAGUGGCACACCAACCGUGGGGUGGAGAUGUGCUAGCCCUGCUUCUCAAGCGCAACCCCAUAUUUAUCAUUUCCAAGGAGUUGAUGGAAGCAGUUUGCUACAACUGGGAGUUUGGAGAACACCAAUGCAGGCUCCUACUCAGCCACCAUAAGCACACCAGGGUCUCGGAGGAUAUCCGCUCUGCGGUCUUGAAAUGGGCGAGCGGUACGACGUCCAGUAUAUAUAAACUUAUCAGGGAGCAUAACGACGACAUUGAUUUUCGGUAACCCCUGAAAUACUGCCCGUGGAUAUCUGACACGCAUCUCUCAACGAUAUUUUGGAUACAAUGGACUACGAACUGCUCAUUUCACAGAGGGUGCCAGCGACCUGAGUCUCCAUCGUCUCUAUCCCAGCCAAUUCACGAAACGAAACAAACCCCUACGAUCUGCUAAUGAUAUAUGAUACGACAUGAUAUGACAAAUAUUUACUGCUAUUUAUUCUCGAUUUGUUCUCGAUUUUUCACCGCGAUUACCAUCACUCCCUGCAACUAUUUUGAGUUGGCCGUCACACUGUUUGGUGUGCUUGUAGCUAGUUUAGAUGUAUUUUUUGUAGUUUUAUUGAUAACGUAACGUAUGGGGUAGUCGGACAUAUGGGGUAGUCGGACAAAAAGUUUAUUCUACUCUAGUUGACCGAGUCCUACGUGCCAC